AUGACAGACCGGCGGCGCAAGCGGAACACUACUCACAGCUCCACCGAUGAUACGGUGAAGGAUUUCAAUGCAGUCGAUCCGGUUCAACCUCGAAGACGCAGUGACUACGAAGGCGGCGUUCGAAACGAGUCCUGGAUGGCCAAAGUCUCACAAGCCAUGAGCACUCGGAUCUUCUCGGGAGGGAAGAAACUCAGCGGCUCUCGAAGUACGCAAGUGAUGCCCAUCGGGGCAGCAGUGAGCGACAACAGCAAGUCGUCGAUCGGACGGAUGUCCUCGUCCUCGUCGCUGCCAGUACAAGACACGGAGUCGCAGCAGAAACCUGGUUCCUUUGGUGGUCAACAGGCGUUGCGUCUCGUGGCAUCGGAGAAGACCUUAGGCAGUGCAAGCGAGACUUCAUCGCCGGUGGUGACCCUCGGAGCUUGCCCAAGCGUGACCUGUGACGUGGCUUCAGACGAUAGCGACGAUGACGGUGAUGCACAUCGUAGAUCUUCACAAGGAUCAACGUCACGCCAUGGUGAAAGUCAGCGUCGUGUCAGAAGUCGACAUCAACCGGUCGUGCAAAAAGUGAGACCUGGAGAUCGCUACGACGAUGCUGAAGAAGACAUGACGAUCAGUACCAUCAGAACGUCAAUUCCUACCAGGAGAAUCCGCUCACGCGAUAGUGACGACUCAGAUUCCGAGACCAAUGUGCAAGACGCCGCGCCAAUUCUGAAAGGCUUUUUCAGCAAAAGCUUCUCAGUAAGCAAGGAGCAGCGGCAGCAGCAGCGCGAGCAGCGUCGAGAGAUGAUCUACCGAGAGAGCAAGCAGCGGCAAGACAGACUUCGCGAACAGUCUGAAAGAGACCGAGUCGCCGACGAAGAAUUGAGUCGCAGACGAAAAGUGGAGCAACUGCGUCGCCUCAACCAGCAGCGAAGGAUAGAACUGCUGCGAGAUGCUGCUGGUGCUCGUAAGAAUCUACUCGAGCGCAUUCAAGAGGACAACGAUGCGUACCUGACUGAGCGUGAGCGCUGGGAGAACGAUUUUGAAGACGAAAUGCGGAUAUUGAGCAAGGCAUUCCGGAAGGCUCGUACGUCGGAUGAAAAUCGACCGAUGACUGUUGCUGGAUUGGCGGUUCCUGAGGCGAUCUCGCAGCUAGAGCGCGACGCAUCCAACUUCGAGAAGCGUGUCAAAACUGCUCAACCGGCACUAGGUGGAAUGUCUUCACAUCAGCGUCGAUCAGAGCGCCCCAGCACCACUAGUGCCGCAUCAAGUGACUUCGAUGCAAGCCUAUCGGCCUCGCCAUUCUUCGACUCGUGCGAAUCGCUGCCAUUAGAGGAUUCGAAAGACGUCUUCGACAUCUUCGGAGGCGAUGACCAAGCGAGCGAUCUUUUUUCAUCUUGGAGCAACCUGGUUGCGGAUCACGUUAAGCAACCCAAUGUCGACAUUGAGCACCUGCUCGAGGAGCGCGAGAAGUUGCUCCAGCGUAUCGCCGCGAUUGACCGCAUGGUGCAAACUCAACAACGCAUAUCAACAGUUGAUGCAACAACGGAAUAA
Molecule: messenger RNA, 1533 nt
Organism: Phytophthora sojae
Lineage: Eukaryota; Oomycota; Peronosporomycetes; Peronosporales; Peronosporaceae
Exons: 1
Coding region: 1-1533 (510 amino acids)
Source: RefSeq, a predicted model, not a curated record